Molecule: messenger RNA, 2883 nt
Organism: Prinia subflava (tawny-flanked prinia)
Lineage: Eukaryota; Metazoa; Chordata; Aves; Passeriformes; Cisticolidae
Product: cyclin-dependent kinase inhibitor 1C-like
Exons: 2
Coding region: 38-1036 (332 amino acids)
Biological process (GO): response to bacterium
Source: RefSeq, a predicted model, not a curated record
AGGGCCGCAGCAGAGAGCCGAGGCUGAGGGGCCGGCGAUGCUCGGCGGGCGGAGCGGCAGCAUGCGGCGGUGUCGGGGCGCGGGGCUGGCGGCGCUGGCCGCGGUGCUGCUCGUGGUUGUGGCCAGAGCCGAGGUACAGCAGGAGCCAUCACUGGAGACCACCGAGGGCAGCGGCAUCAACAUCAACUGCUCACAUCCCAAAAUCCAGACCAACGAGAUGAUCUACUGGUACCGUCUGCUCCCGGGACGAGGACCCGAACUCCUCGUGAGCGCUCACAAAGGACUCAAGGAUCUUCCGGACAUUUUAGCACAGCUGAGGGUGUCGGCGGAUCGGCGUUGGAGCGCGCUGUGGCUGUGGCGGCCCCGGCGCGGGGACGCGGCCGUGUAUUACUGCGCGCUGGGCGCACGGGCAGAGGAGCCGGGGCUGCGGCCGGGCACGAACCGCCGCGGGCGGGGCCGGGCGGGGCCGGGGGCGCAGCGCCGGCCGCGGCCAGCAGGGGGCGCUGCCGCUCCGCCCGCCGGGCCUUGCCGGGCCCGGGCUGGGGGGGAGCUCCCGACAUCGGCACCGGUACCGCAAUCGGCACAGACACCGGAACCGACACCGGAACCGGCAACUGAACUGACACUGGCAGUGGAACCGGAACCUACACCUGCAUCAGAACUAGAACCGACACUGGAACAGACACCGGAACCGACACUGGAACUGACACUGGAAUUGACACCAGAAUCGACACCAGCACCGGCACCGACACCGACUUUGACACCAGAACCGACACCAACACUCGCCCCGGCACCGACACCGACAUUUACACUGACACCAACACCGCAACCAAUACUAUCACCAGGCACCAGCAAUGACACCAUCCCUGACACCGGCAUCAGCACUGACAGGAGUUCAAGCUUUCCACCCAUAAAAGAAGGGAUUGUAGGGGUCUUGGGCUUCUUCACGUGCUCCUCACAACGGUUCAGUGUUGAGACCACAAACUUCUUUUACACAUCUCAGAAUCCUUUGAGUUUACCUCAGGAGACAGGGUAAAACCUAGACCUGUCUUAAAGGCUGACACCCAGCCUUAAAGGCUACAUACAGAGUUCCCUCUUGAUGGGUGGUUGAGCAUCAGAUUUCCAAGUUGCCCCAAAAGGGCUGGAGGUCUGAGGUGUGUGCUUGCCCCUGGCAAGAGGCUGUGGGUUCCAGUGGGUCUUUAUGGCCCUGUUGGCAAGAAGUGGCCGGUUCCUGGGUUUGGCUGUACCCCACAUAACAUUGUAUGAGGAAAAUUCUUCUGGCUUGUUUCGUCUGCUCCUCUUCUGUAUCAAGGAGGUGUCAUGGGGGAAGAAGGGCUGCAGGGUCCCUCCCUGAACUCAGAACCAAGGGUUUGGUAGCAAAUGUCAUAAUAAAGGGGCUGUAUUAGUAACACAGAAUAAAAGCAGGAGUAUAGAUGGGAAUUAAACUUUGCAUUCUUUCAGAUGCUUGGAAUCCUCUGUUCAUACAGCAUUAUACAGACCCUGGUGGAUUUUCCAAAGACCCCAACAAGAAAGAUCUUCUGCUUCCCUCCCACACCCUGGUACCUUAUAUUUUGUAUACAAAACCCCAAGAAACAAACAUGCAAACAAUCAUACAUUUUCUCCUUACAUGCUGUAAGGUUAUUUCUGCCAUGACACCUGCACAGGGCACUGUAGGGACUUCCCAAAUUUUCAGUACAAGGCCCAACAGAGCAGACACGUACUGCCCAUGACUUCUUGAAUACUUCAAAGCUCUCAACUCACCUCCCCUCUGUGCUGUCUUCAAACAACACCAUUAGCCCACCUGGGGCCUUGCCCUUCUCCAGAACGCUGCAGCAUCCCUGAUGGGGCUGCCCCCAGGGUGUCCCCAGCUGAGUGCACAGUUUGCCGUGUUUCUGCAUGUGUUCUUGUGCCUGGGCUUCUCUGCAAGUGGUUUUGGGUGCAGAUUUCUGCAUGAGUGACAUGAGUGACAUGAGCAUGUGUGUGUUUGUGUGCCUCCCUUGUCACUGUAGGACACAAAAAAAAAAAAAAAAAAAAGAUGAGAGACUCCAAAUAUUUCAGAAGGCAAAGAGCAUAGAAAAAGCUUUAUUGUCUAAUUCUUACUACUUUUUAUAAGGUGUCCCUAUACAUACUUAACAUGAUUGGUGAAUAGGAAUGGCACCUCUCUAAUCCCAUUGGUUAAACUAGAGAAACAGCUAAAAUUGGGUUUUUUGAGAACUAGAAAGGCAAAACACCACCUGGAGAAGAUUGUUUUGAGAAAGGAUAGUUGUUUGCCCAGAUUGUUUUGAGAAGAAGCUUUCUUGAGAAAUUUUCCCUUGGGAAAAAAGUUAGCAGCUGCUAGCAGGCUAAAACCUCUCAGACCCAGAAAUAUCAGACCCACACCUCCUCACAAGGGAACAUGCUGCUCACAGCAGGGAUUCCCUCUGCUGCUCUGCCCACAAGCUCCACAAAGCAGCCAGGACCAAGCAGAAGGAGGUUCACUGCAGCUGAGCAGCAACAGAUCAAACCUGGCAGAGAUCUGCCCACAGCAGAGGCACUGAAACACAACCUCCUGUAUCUUCAGCCAUCUCUAUCCUGCACCUGCAAAGCUCAGUUUUCCUGAUAAUUUCAGGCCCCCACAAGAAUGGCUUCGUAACAGUUUGGAUUCCUAUCUUAAUUCGGUGUGAGAGUAUUUGGAGUGCAUCCCUGCAGCUGGAAAUCUUGUCUCUGUCCCUCACCAGCACAAGACACAGCUGCUGUCCCAAGUACUAGAGAGUACAAGAGAAUAGGGUUUGUUUUUUGAGUUCCUUCUUUGAGGCAAGGGAGCACUACUGGCUCAUUGUCAGCCUGGUAUCCAGCAGAACCCCCCAGGCUGUUUUCUGCAAAUCUUCUUAAAAACUGGGCAGU